AUGGAUGUUGCACUUGAAGAAUUUCGUAGGCAUCUAAAGUUCAGGAGGUUUUAUGAUCUUGAUCAUAUUGAUGAACUGAUCGAAGAUAAAACACUGAAACAAUACUUUCCACUAGGCUUAGUCGGUAAAACUGGAAAAGGAAAUCAUCUGCUGGUAGUAGAAUGUGCUGGACGAAUAGACUUACAAGGAAUUCUGAAAUCCAUCCAAAUGAAUGUCUUCUUGGCUCAACGAAUGCGUUUUCAAGAAAAAAUGCUCAGAGAGAUCAACAAAAUGGAGGCAAUCAACAAAACGCAGUGCUCAGUAAUUUACAUCCUGGACCUCGAAGGUCUCAAACUAGAUCCAAAAUUAAUCAGCGUAGUAACUGGCCCUUAUAAAAUUCUUUGGUCAUUAGUAUAUACAAAUUACCCAGAAUGGAUUGAUACGAUGUUCAUUGUCAAUGCCCCAAAGUUCAUUUGGGUUCUCUGGAAGGCAAUAGGACCACUGCUUCCAGAAAGAACUCGCAAUAAAGUCCGAAUUCUAUCAAAAAGUAACUACAUUAAAGACCUAGAAAAGUCUAUUGUUUAUUUCAGAGAUAGACUUAUCAUACCGACAAAUGAAAUCCCUAAAACCCUGUAUUGGCAACCGAGCGAGAGCUCUCCAAAACACACAGACCUCGACAGUGUCGUUUUGGGCGCUGGACAAACAAAAAUAAUUACCUACAAAGUGUAUCCCUAUGAAGGCAGAAUACUUUUCACUUUAAAUAGGUACCGUAACUCAAAGUGGCAUUAUAAGCAAAACCUUAUUAAGCACCAGAGAAACAUACUAAACUUUAGGUAUGCUGAAAGAAACUACUCAAUGGCUGUAUACUACAGUAAAGAUGAAGAUAGCAUAAAUUGGGAUACUAACGAAAUGGACGACUGGAGUCCAGAAUUUGUUUAUCCUUGGAUGCCCACUGUAGAUUUCGCACAGUUUAAGGGACCAGGAUAUGGAAUAUAUAAACUGCAAUUUGGGAAUCCUCAAGUAAACAAACUUUCUCUUGUCACAGUUAUCAAGGCUCUUUGGCUAUAA
This is a messenger RNA of Enterobius vermicularis (human pinworm), 1047 nucleotides long. The record is from the annotation of a GenBank genome assembly. NCBI's taxonomy places the organism in Eukaryota, Metazoa, Nematoda, Chromadorea, Rhabditida, Oxyuridae.